CAACAAUAAUUACUUACGCGCCCGCAAGACCUACCUCCCUAUCCAGCAUCAAAUCCCCACUCGCAACAAAUGCAUCAAUGACUACUCGAAGAACGCCGCUCAUGGACAUUUCCAACAACGACGUGACGAGUACUCCAGUCGCGACUGGCAGUAGGCGGAAAUCUGGACGCGCCGUGAAGGUCCCCGAAAAGUUCGUCCCCGAUGCGCCAUCCUCACAACAGGGAUCUGCGAGCGCAAAGCGGAAGAGGGGAGGAGAGGAUGCUGAGAAUGACGCGUCGGAUGUAGAUGAAGAGGAAGAGGAGAGCGAUGCGACCGUGGAGAGCGCUGCGGAGGAGGAAGUGAGAGAGAUUCGGCGGAAGGCAAAGACUACGAAGAAGCCGGCGGCAAAGAAACCAAAGGUCAAUGGCGCUGCGACACACGGAGAGGCACCCGCGGUCAAGCUUCCUGCCCGGCCCAAAAAGGCCAAGAAGGUGGCAAUAGCAGACAAGAGUGCGGAAGGACUCUAUGCUGAUGUGUACACGAGCGGCGAAUUAGCUGAAGACGUGGCGGGCCGAUGGCUGGUGAGAUACGAGGACAACGGCCAGGAGGCCCUGACCGAAUUUAUGAAUUUCAUCUUCAAGAGUGCGGGUUGCAGUGCGCAUGUCACGGUAGACGAUAUCAAUGAUCCAGACAAUGCGGAGAGCAGAAUAUCGGACAUGCAAGAUGAGCUUCAGGCUCAACAAGUCACUGAUUAUCCUCUCAUCUCGAAAACGAAGAGCGGCCACGCGUUCCGGACAGCUCUGAUAGACUUCAUCGAUGGUCUGAUUAGAGCCAUGCACACUAAAGGGGUUUUAUACACUGAAGAACCGUUGAUGGAGAACAUCCACGUCUGGCUCUCCUCAAUGACGGAUUCCUCUUCGCGGCCCUUCCGGCAUACCGCGACUCUGGUGGCAUUGGUCAUGACUAGUACCAUGAGCAAAAUCGCAAGUGCUGAGAUAGAUGCCUCUGCGAAAGUUCAACGCCAGCUCGAGGGCGAGAAGAAGAACAAGCGACCGAACAAAGCCAGACUUGCGGAUUUCCAGCAGAAGGUUGACACAAAUGAGAAGCGCAAGGAUUACAUUGAGGCACAACUCAAGGAUUUCUUCGAUACAGUCUACGUCCACAGAUAUCGCGAUAUCGAUCCCAAGAUCCGAAUUGAGUGCGUGGAAGCACUUGGAUAUUGGAUUCUCACAUUACCAAGCGUCUUCUUCGAAGGCCAAUAUCUGCGAUAUAUGGGAUGGAUGCUUUCAGAUACUCAUGCCGGUAUGCGACAAGAGGUUGUCAAGCAAUUAUCGAAAAUCAUGAAGAACCCGAGUAACCACGGUCAAAUGCGACACUUUAUCGAGCGAUUUAGGCCACGCCUCGUGGAGAUGGCGACCCGAGAUUCCGAACCAGGUGUCAGGGCAGCUGCGGUGGAGCUGAUGGAUUAUAUUCGACAAGCGGGAAUGUUAGAGCCCGAUGAUAUUGACGUCAUUGGCAAGCUCAUCUUCGAUUCAGAGCCGAGAGUUCGCAAAGCCUUGGUGGGUUUCUUCGCAGAGAACAUUAAGGAUUUGUAUGACAAUCGAAUUGAGGAAUUAGGUGGUGAAGAGGUUCUUGAAGACAUCCUCACCGUAGAGGACGAGGAAGAUUUCAGCACACCCCGCGCUGCUUGGAUUCGGUAUAAGUCGCUCGCAGAAAGUCUGUUGAGCUACGACAAUGAAGAUCAGGAAGAAAUGCCAAGUCAAAUUGAAGCAGCAGACUACCUGAAUGUUGCGGGCACGGAAUCCAGAUUCACACAUGCUGCCCAGGCGCUUUAUGACAAGGUGCCAGAUCUCAAGGAUUGGGAAACCCUGGCAGGUUACCUUCUAUACGACCAUUCUGCACCACUCACUGGCAACGAGACCGAACGAGCCCUGAAAGACACAGUAAAGCCCACGGAGAACGAAGAACUUAUUCUUCUGGAGAUACUCAAUGCUGUGGUAAAGGUUGCACUCACGCAUGCGCAUCAUUCAGAGAGCAGCAAGAAGACCAAGGCGGAAAUCCAAGAGGCGAAGGAGAAUGCCGCACGACGUUUGGCUGGCCUCAUUCCGAGCUUGCUGAAGAAAUACGGUGCGGAUCCAAAGACAGCAACGGUGGUACUUAGAUUAGAGCAUGUCUUAAAUCUUAGCAUCUUCGAAGAACUGCGACAAGACUCGACCGUGUAUGCAAAGUUGCUGGACGAAAUCAGCGCCCAGUUUAACGGCCAUGCCGACAAGGGUGUCCUGAAUGAGGCUGGCGCUGCACUGCUACACGCUCGCGGUUACGAGGAACUUGAAGAAGUCACGGAGAGCAGGAUGCAAUCACUUUGGGAUGACACCACCAGCGCCCUUCGGAAGAUCAACAAAGCAGGAGAGAUCUCGGUCCGAGGGGCGUUGCGGAACAAGAUUCUCACCGAGCUAUCACACAACCUCGCUCGACUCGAACAACUAGCCAGCAUAUCCAGCCCAGUUGACAGUUUGGAAGCGGAUACUGGCAAAGGCGAUCCUCUGCCUAUCAGUAUCCUUCUGGAUGUUAUCGCUCGUGGGGUAUUCGAGGACUCCAAUGAUGAGACGCUUGACGCUCUUGAGGAUGAAGUCGUUCUCUCUGCCAUUCGCUCGUCGAUGUUCUACUUCAUGUGGAAAGUAAAGUCCUUGACCGAUGCAGUAGCUGUUGGCGACGAGAUUCCAGAUCUUGACAUCGACCACUUGAAGGAAUUACAGGACAUCUUCACAACAAACCUCAUAGCCGCUUUUUCUUCGCGAUCUACCCUUGACCCUGUUCGGCUCAUUGGAGCCGGCGUUCUUCUCGAUCUCUACACUCUCUUCUCCACCCUCCGACCCUCGAAGAAGUCGAAAGCAAAGAACGGUGCUACUGCCAAUGCGGAGGCGAAUGGGAACCCGCACUUACAAUCACUCGUCCAAGAAAUCGGACCGGAAGUCCAGGCAGAACUCACUUCUAUCUUCGACGCAUUAGAAAAGCAAUUCUCCAAGAAAUCCAAGAAGACCCUUGCCGAACCAAGCGACGAUGAAGCACCCCAAGACCUGGACUCCGAGCCGGAAGACGAUGAAGACGAAGAGAUUACAGCCAACGAGAAACAGGCCGAGACCUUACGAGCCGAGCAACAGCUCUGCGAGCUGGCCGGCAAACUCAUCCUUGCGAUCCUGGCCCAAGUCAUCGACAUAUCCGGCGAACUAAAAGGGAAACUCCGCCACCGUCUGCAACGAAAUCGCUCUCGGCUAGGCCACAAUUUCAAGGAGGUGAUCGCGUAUCUCGAUGAUCCGAAGCUGAAGGCGAAAAAAAGCCACAAGAGUAAGGCGCAGCAGGUGGAGGAUGCGAGGAAGAAGGCAAUGAAGAGCAGGGAGUUGGUGGAGGAGGAUGAGGAUGAGGAUGAUCCGUUUGCGGAGGUGGAGCCGGAGGAGGGGACGGCUGAGGAUCUAAGGAGAAGAGAACUGCUAGAUGAGGAACCAGAAGGCGAUGAGGGUGCCGGUGAGGGCCCUGCUGGUGGUGGAGAGGACGAGGAUGAUGAUAUGCUUGGUGAUUGAUUGGGUUGUCUUUUUUGUAUGGACUUUCCACGAACGAUGUAGGAAUAAUGAGCGCAAGCUUAGCUGGCUUGGAUGAUAUGCGGGGGAGGGGGGUGUCUUACAUAGUUGCGUCACUUGGGUGCAUUUUGCAUUGCUGCUUUAUGAAUGGAAUGAAUGGUUUCCUUUUCUUCACGCAUGUACUCGAGCUGAGCUGAAUGUAGCAUCUCCUUUCUUCUAGCAGAAUAAUGAUACCUUUCUCUCUCCAGCCCUUAGGCAAGCGUCGG
This is a messenger RNA of Hyaloscypha bicolor E, 3820 nucleotides long. Its product is annotated as STAG-domain-containing protein. The record is from RefSeq and is a predicted model, not a curated record. Gene Ontology annotation, molecular function: chromatin binding. NCBI's taxonomy places the organism in Eukaryota, Fungi, Ascomycota, Leotiomycetes, Helotiales, Hyaloscyphaceae. Gene Ontology annotation, biological process: sister chromatid cohesion. The transcript is spliced from 3 exons. Gene Ontology annotation, cellular component: nucleus; cohesin complex; chromatin. Bases 78 to 3557 code for a protein of 1159 amino acids.